AUGCUGACCGAUGCAAGCUUGAUCAACACCAUCAUACUGAAUGGAAUUGCCAACAUCAGAUACAAAUGUUACGUCCAAACAUGCGCCAAAUCCUCCUUAGUGUCAUUUCUCACUUGUGGGGGUUUCCAUGACAAUCCUUCUUACAUUGAUCCGCCAGAAUCACACAAUGCCAUCAUUGAUGCGUACAAACAUAUGCUCGCAUUAAAUAUUCCCGCUACUUGGCACAUUCUAUCAAGUCAAAAAACAGACAAAGAGACAGUUACGCUAGAGCUAUGGGUCUUUUGGUUUGACAACAAGCACACAAAAGUCAUCGAGACUGAUGCUCAACUCAAGGAGCUACAAGAGAGCAGAAACGGCUCCUUUAAUUGGAAUCAGAUUACAUCCGAGAACGGCCUGUCUCCUACAUCGUCACCUCAAUUGAAUCAGCCUCAACCAGAGAGUAUUACACUUGUGCCAGGAACAGAGUACAAGCUGUUCAUCAAGGCUAUCCGACACCUGAUUCAGCGAGCCAUGAUACACAACAAACAUGCCUUUGCAUUGGGUGAGUUUUUUGUGUUUCCAGAGACGUAUCAAGACGAGAGCAAUGUCAUGAAAGACGAAAUUGCCAACCACGGCAUGAUGUCUGUAAAAAACACUAUACUGGUCUGCAUGUACAAUGUGUACUUUACCACUUCCAACCUUGUAUUCCAGCCAAAUACCAGGCGAAUGAGACUUCGACCUUUAUCCAUAGCCGAUUUCUACACAAAACACUUGAAAGUCUUGCUAUGUCCCACUGGCGAACACGCACACAUCCUGUCCUUUCAUAGUCUCCCAACAGACAUGCAAUCCAAAGCGUUGCAUCAAUGGGCCGAGUUCUACGACAUGCCUGUAUCACUCUUGACACAAGCCAGAGACUGCAUACCAGCUCUCAUCACCAUUCGCACUGUAUCGCAAGGCACUGUGGUCUAUCCCUCUGCCCUGGUGUUUGUGCCAACGGAUACCAAGCAAUCUCCCGCUGCAGUGGCAGGCAUGAACGGUAUUAUGGGCCUCAACCAUGGGCUCACUGAAGAUUUGGGCGCCAAGGCAUCUCGUAUGGCGUACUAUGAGCGACUCAAACUCGACAACACACAAGCACAGGACGCAGCCAUUGAUUACUGGUCUUAUUGCAAUCCCAUUAUCCAUGUCGGCAAUGCUGUCUUUGAAGCGCUGUCCACCGUGGAUGCGAGAUACCAGCAAGAUCAACUGAUGUUACAUCGAGCGCUCGCGGAACCCAUUGUCGGCAGCCCCAUCAUGAACGCCAAAGGUGUCGUACCAACCAAUUACGACUCUCCUCUUCUCAUGUCAGGAUUGCACCUUAAAUCCAUCACACCACCAGACACAUCACCGGUUCCACAAGAACGCAGCAUGCAAUUGACAGAGUAUGUUAUGUCUCGCUUUGACGACGCAUCAGCAGAUGAUUCCAUGAUGGAUUUACUGCAAGAUCCAAGUGUUGCUGCUGCUACUAGCAACGAUAGCUUGGAUAUAGGUGGUGGGUCUCAUUUAUCUGCCUUGUUAAACAAAGCGCUCAUUAUUGAUUCUACAGAUCAUCUGCCCUUACCAGCCAGCAACAACAGCACUUCGAGCCAAGCACCUCUACAAGCACCACUGUUACAGCUACAACCAUCAUUGGCACCAACACAGGCAAAUACUCUCCCAAUCAAAGAUGAAACGCAAGCUUUGCAGCCGCCAUUAGAAGACUUCAGUCUGAUGUAUGACCUGGGAAGUGCUAGUCUGCACACUGCAGAUGAUUGGGACGCAGACGAUGGGUUUGAUGAUUUGGAUCUUGAUGUUACCGACGCUGAUUUCGACUUUUUCGAGACUCCUGCUGUUGCGGCAGCAGCCGCAUUACCAUCAACUGUGCCAGCAAGUGAGCUCAAUGUACUUCAGAUCAUGCCCAUGGACAUUGAUUCCCCAAAGACAGAUCAAGCAGUAGUACUGCCGCAGCCAGAGCCAUUAGGUCAAGAGAUGGUGGAUGUACAAGUGUCAGAAACAAAGCUCACGCCAAACAACAAUGACAGCCUAUUCACACCAUUUGUUGUCAGCCAUGACAGUACUGAAAAUGCGAGCACUGCUGCUGCUACCACAGCAAAUGAAACAUCGUACACGGCGACACCAAGGAUACAAGAGACUUUUAUACUUCAAAAGAGAGCGCCUUACCCGAAAUUCACUCCAGAGCCUUCUUCAUUUGUGCCUCGAGACUUUCUGCCUGUGCCUGUCAAAGCAAGUGUCAAUGACGCUAAAUACAGUGCUGGUGGCAAGUUCAUGUAUGAUCCAACAAAAGAGCAGGCCAAAGUAGAUAGCAAGGGCUUCACUGUAGCAAAGAAAUCGUUGUUCUACAAUCCUGAUUAUAUUCCCUUGAAGCCCAGAAAGAAGCCCACCAAGCCCAAGCAGCAAGAGUUGAAUGAAAUCAAGUCUGAUUCCUCUCUAAAGACACAAACCACAACCUCAUGGAACAAUCCUGAUCAAAACGAGAAUAGCAGUGGCAGUAGUAGUAGUAGUAGUAGUAGUAGUAGUAGUAGCAGUGAUAGCAGCAGUGAUAGCGACGAAAGCAGCAGCGGUAAUGGCAGUUUCGCAACGGAUGAUACUCAAGACAGCGACAUUGAAAGUGAGAGCGACAUUGACACGAUAGAUGACAGCACGAGCAACGAUGGUAUGAUAGAAAAGCGUUUAAAAGCACUGAAAAAAUUCCAAAAGAGCGUGAUUUACAGUCAACUCAAAGCGACACCAGCACCUUCACCCACAGAUCGACUGCAAUUUAUCGACUACGAUACCCCUUUUGCGCCUAUUCUAGCACAUGGGUCCAUCAAAUCCAUUAAAUGGAGGCACAGCAAAGUCAUGGAGGAAUCGCUUGCUUAUCUGUGUGAGCAAACGGUAUUAGGAGGCUACCCUUUGGCAGGUGGAUUAGCAGAAGUGUCAGAAAAUGGUGGAGAAAUUGAAGGAGAACCAGCGAAGGUGCUAGUAGCAAGACGAACCAAUCUCAUGCAAAUGACCCGUGGGGUUGUUACGCAUGUACCGUCAUUGCAAGCGGAUGUAUUUAAUAUGACCAACGAGUUCAAAAGCAUACUACAAGACAUAUUUAUCGGCACAGCAGUGGAUGAGCAGAGUGAUAUGGAUUUAGUCGACACAACGACAGUAGACGCACUGGAGCCUGUGGCUUUUCCAAAUAGCCCUUUAAUGGGAAAGAUUGGCAUUAAGGGCCCUUUGAACAUUCAAGAGUACUAUGAUUUGAACGAGUCGCAUAAUCAAGGACAUUCGAAAUAUGGAAAGUACCAGGUCAAAAAACGAAGACCAGAUGAGCCCAAUCUCGACAUCAUCAAGCAGCCUGAUAUUGUCGUAUCCAGGCAUGAGGAUAACAUUGAAGGGUCCUCCACCAUGAUACCGUUUUGGGAGAAGCUAGGUUUAGAUCCAUACUCUGCAAAGAAGCAAGUCAAGUAUCUUGUAGUCUAUCCCAACAAUAGUGCUAUUGAAAACUCGGUGUGCCACUUUUUUAAAGGGCUAGGCAAUGUCUAUGAAGCGUGCCAUCUGGGAAGACAUGAGCCUGGACAUACGGGACCAUUCGUCAAUGGAUUAGUGCCUGUGUCCGUAAGUGACUUGGACAGCAAUGAAAGCAGUGUUAGGCAAAGGCUAAAGAGCUAUGAAGAGACAUGCGAGGCUGUAGGCCGCUAUCUUGCUAUGGACGAAGAGCAGCAAAAGCAGCAGCAUUACACUCACCAUUAUUACACUGUGAUCUACAUUGUCAAUCCAGGCCCUCACAUGUCGUCCUAUUUAGACAUGUGUCGUUGCUUUUACAAACUCAAAGAGACCUAUUCAAGAAUAGCGUACAAGAAUUUUACAGACCAACAGCCGAGAAUCGCUCUUCAAUUGAUGCCUAUUGAUCAUAUACUACGGCCCUCUGCGUUUGGCGGAUAUACCAUGUUGGGCAUGAAGGACAUUGCGUUUUCUGUGUACUGCAAAUGCUUUACUCGAGUGGUCCGAAAGAUUACAAGGCCAAAUCAAGAGUCUUGGACAGAUGUAUAUGCGCCUGCUUUCGUAUUGACAAAACCACUACAAAGAACCAUCAAGUUUAAACUGAAUGAUAUAAGGCCAUUUCCUACCAUCAUGGAGCAAAAUGCAGUGCUUCAUAUGGCUUAUUGCUUCAGUUACGAUCGUGCUUGGAUGUCGGUUGUUUGGGUGGAUGAUCGUGGAGAGCUGCUGGAAUACGAUUUAUUCAGUCGAAAAACAGCCUUCAAGGAAGCAUGGCAGCGAACGUUGGAGAUUGCAAAACGCACUGCAUUUCCCUGGACAAUCGUGGUUACAAAACUAGGGCUCAUGUUCAACGAUGAAUUGCUCUACUGGCUUCGCUAUAUAUCUGCAGUCAUCGAGCACCGUGUCACGAUUGUUGCCAUGGAUGCGGAAUCAGGGCUCAACCUUCACUUCAAUGCCUGCUAUCCCAACCGAGACUCUGCUGCUGCACAACACACUUCGCAGCAGCCCUCCUUCUUGGACGCACCUGGCAAAACACAUGCAGCAGUGGCAGGUGGAAUAAACUAUGCAAAAGAGCAGCAAAGCAAGCAUCAUCGAUCCAACAGCGCUACAUCCACAGCCGUCAAUGAAGCACAAAUUCUACUGUUGAACCAUCGCAUCAGCUACUCUCAGAAGCGAGAAAGAGCUUAUAAGGGCAUCUUGCGACCCGAAGCCAUCACCGAGAAGGAGAACUGGAUGACCCCGCUGGCAACAGGUUACUUGAUCCACCACUCUUUGCCCAAUAAGAAUGUGAACCCUUGCAUGGAGCAAUUUAAUAACGAAGCGUUUGUUGCAGAGAUCCAUUUAUUGUACAAUCGAACCGAUGUAUCCGCGUAUAGCACACUGCAAGACAUCAUCAAGCGUCUCUAUGCAUUGUCGUUUAUCAAUCCUAUUCCAUCGAGUCAUACUUGCAUGCCAUACCAUGUUGUAUUGGCCGAGAGACUGAGUCGUGUGUUGCUCGUGAUUGACAAUUCGAUCAAGUAG
This is a messenger RNA of Mucor velutinosus, 5004 nucleotides long. RefSeq lists its product as uncharacterized. The transcript is spliced from 8 exons. Gene Ontology annotation, cellular component: mediator complex. The record is from RefSeq and is a predicted model, not a curated record. Bases 1 to 5004 code for a protein of 1667 amino acids. Gene Ontology annotation, molecular function: transcription coactivator activity. Gene Ontology annotation, biological process: positive regulation of transcription by RNA polymerase II. NCBI's taxonomy places the organism in Eukaryota, Fungi, Mucoromycota, Mucoromycetes, Mucorales, Mucoraceae.